UAUAACAAGUGACUGUUUAGCGUCCCAUCAGAACGGUGCGUAAAAGAGAUUGCCUUUUGCGAGAAUGCCUCAAAUCAUGGCAGAGGCGUUCGCGAGAGGAUUGCUAGACAAGAUAAUGAUUGAAGUUCUAGACGUUAUAGAUCGCGAUGCAGAGGAUGGAAAAUCCUGGAAACAGCACGUCACUGAAGAAACAGACGAUACUCAACUGGAACAUGUACACGGUAGACCGCAAGCAAACGAACUUACACGCAUACAUUAUAGCAAGGCCGACGAAAUAGAAUUGAUUGCAAAGAUAGUUCGUGAUUUGCGUGACAUACGGAUCGGAGAUUCGCGUUAUGUUCUUCCGCCUUCAUUGUUAACAUUGGAGAAACAGGAUGGGAAGAUCUACUCACGAGACACGCGCUUGUCUUUGCUUGAACAGGUGAAAUACGCCACUUGCAACGUCGACGAUGCACCGCUUAUGAAUAAUCCAGCAACCGACAUAGCCGAAACUCAACGCACGACCCGAGGUCAAGGCGACACGUAUCAGAUUAACGCGACAAUUCUCGAAUCAUUGAUUGAAUCGACGGAACCAGUGAAAUUGAUUCGAAAGAAAAAGGAAGGAGAAGCGACUAACGAAGCGACUAACGUGUCAGUUGAUUUACUACAACAACUGAUCGAAGAUUUAGAGAACAAAACAGUCUCGACUUGCUCUAAGGACGAUGCCUCUUUAGACUCGGUCAGUAAGGAAUGCAUUGCCGUUUGGGAGGAGAAAGAAGAGGAAUUUAUUAGGACUAUUGAGGGCAAUGUUGACACUAGACAUGAGACUACAACGGGGACUCUUCAAGGUAGCGAAUCAAACAGUCGCUUCCGCAUUAUCAAACUGAAGCACGAUGAAGAACUGAGAUCUCACUCAAGUCAACAUGUGGCGUCCACCUCAAGAGAAGCCGACCUCGAAGAAGUUCAUAUCGAGAAACGUGGAUCGAAUUCGUUAUCGUCGUUGAAACCAUUGUGCGAUGAUGACAAGAAGACCAUAGAUCAGAUAUUACCCAUCGACGACGCAGAGAAGAGAAAAACGUUCAAUGAAACAACAACAAAAAAGAAGAAGAAGAAAGGCUUUGGCAGUCGACUGAGGAAACUCUUCCGCACCUCCUUCGGCCGUCAGAAGAAUUGAUUGCUGAGUUCCGGAAGGAAAAUGCUAUCUCAUGAUCUACGUUAAAUGGCGGGCGAUUCCCUUCGUUUGCUCGUACAACUUUUUAGUCAUGUAUUUUUUAGAAGGAACACGCCCAUAAAUACAUAGCGAGUAAAAAUAACCGGUAGCGUAGUCACCAGCCGCGGGUCUUCGGCAUCCAACACGACUUCGGUGCAACGCGUGAAUCAGACUCUAUACAUUUCUAGAUGGUAAUCGCAAACGUUGUACACAAACUCGCAAAAUUCUGUAAAAUAUAUAAUAUCUGAUGAUCUCAUAAUGCGUGUCACAUUCUUUAGUUUAAACACUUUAAGUGAUUUAGUUUAGAAAUUGAUAGAUAUAGAGAUUACUAGUGAUAUCGAAGUUUGCAGAAUAUAUUUUUGCUUGAUGCGUCCAUCGCGCGGGCACUGCAGAUCUGGCAAUCUGACAUAGGAAUGUCAUCGUCGAAGUCUCAUUUAUCGCAAUAGGAAAAGACAUUCGCCAACUCUCGCCUCUCUCUCGUCGCUUCUCGAACUGUUUUUGGAUCGCGGUGUUGCC
This is a messenger RNA of Trachymyrmex septentrionalis, 1705 nucleotides long. RefSeq lists its product as uncharacterized. The record is from RefSeq and is a predicted model, not a curated record. NCBI's taxonomy places the organism in Eukaryota, Metazoa, Arthropoda, Insecta, Hymenoptera, Formicidae. The transcript has 3 exons. The coding region runs from base 65 to 1153 and encodes 362 amino acids.